Messenger RNA from Pomacea canaliculata, 1377 nucleotides. RefSeq names its product CD209 antigen-like protein D. The transcript is spliced from 5 exons. Lineage: Eukaryota; Metazoa; Mollusca; Gastropoda; Architaenioglossa; Ampullariidae. The record is from RefSeq and is a predicted model, not a curated record. The coding region runs from base 88 to 546 and encodes 152 amino acids.
UCGUCACACCUUUAUCUUACUCAAGAGAAUACGAACGUUUAGUCAAGUCAAGUCUUUGUGCCGUUAUUCUGUCGUUGAGCAGCAAAGAUGAGGUCUGCGUUCAGGCUGACAGUUACAUUAGCUACUGUUAUGAUGUUUAUGCUGAUGUUUGAACAAGACGUAGAUGCCCGCUGUGACGAUCCCUGGGAAUCUUUUGGUGGACACUGCUACAAGUACUUUGAAAAGACUGUAACUCAUUAUGCCGCACAGACUACGUGUAAACACCAAAGAAGUUAUCUUGUUGAAAUCAGCUCUGAAGAAGAAAACUCGUAUGUUCGUGAUUUUCUUCAGAAAAAAGGAGUUGAAAAGGUGUACAUGGGAAUAACCGACAUUCAUAGAGAGGGCCACUGGAUGUACAGCAAAGCAAGGCAGAGCGUGAAGUACACUCACUGGUGUCCAGGGGAGCCGAAUAAUUUAGGCGAAGAGGACUGUGCCGUAAUUGAAAAAAACGGGCAUUGGAACGACAUCAGCUGCCGCUCUAUCUAUCCUUUUAUUUGUGAAAAAUAGAGCUGGCGCUAACAUUACAAAAAUGUCAGGGAAGAGUGGUAAGAGGAGACAAUGUCAUGCAAAGCUUUGGAAGAAUGAAGCAGGAAAAGCUUCACAAGUUCUCCGUCAGCACCUGAUGAAGAACUCUAGUGAAUGAUGCCCUUGGCUCCACCUGUCUCCAGUAAAGGCUCUUAGUUCACUUGUUUCUUGCCAAGGCACUUCAAUGUUGUUGUGCAACUUUACUGUGAUUAUCGUUUCCUCGUUACAUUAAAUGUUUCCUUGUGAUCUCACCUUUGUUUGUACGGAUUUGCGUGUUGGACAUCCCACUUUCUUGUGGCCAGCUUUGUGUGGAGAGAGAACACGUCUCCUCCCUUUCGUUGCUCAACCUAUUUUCCGAUGUCAGUUUAAAGAGUUUGAAUACCACACAUAUCAUCAAAAAUCCAUUUACCUUCAACAAAAUAUUUGGAUUUGGGAUAGAAGGGCAAGAAAGGGUUUAUCGAAAAUUCAGACCGACUAAGCCUUUACGUCUUGACACAUCAACAAAGAAAGACAUUUUCUUUCCUCUUCUUUACUGUCAAACAAAUACCUGAAUCUCUACACCGAUAUUUAAGAAAAAAUUGUAUAGCAGCAAGAACAUUAUCACCAAAUUACACUUCUUUGUUUCAGUAAUCAUACAUGGGCAGCCAUGUUUUACAAUUUAGACAAGUUUGUGUCUCAUGUCACGUAUUCUGAUAUUGAAUGUCGGUGUCGUUCCAGCACAACAGUUGUCUCUAACACUGACUGCGUGUGUAGCAAGUUGUUCUUGUAUCAAAAUAUGUUCUACAUUAUAAUAAACUAUUUCGUUUCUAUGAA